This is a messenger RNA of Hydatigera taeniaeformis, 2595 nucleotides long. Lineage: Eukaryota; Metazoa; Platyhelminthes; Cestoda; Cyclophyllidea; Taeniidae. The record is from the annotation of a GenBank genome assembly.
AUGCGAAUACUUUGGAGCUUAAGGAGGAGUUGGUGGGGAAUAUCGCGGUACUUUUGUGUAGCUUUGUUCGGUUUUGCCUUGUACACUUACACAACUGAGUACUUCUGGGUUUUGCUAUCGACUACGGAUACGUACUGGCCUCUGGCAUUGGUCACCUCCACAUCGCCCUUCGAAGUGGCAUUGGAAUAUACUCUCAGUGCCAACUCGAGCAACCUGACGAAGUGGACAAUUCUAGACACACUGGUCCUUAAAGAGGGCUCAAAAUCGGUGCAACUAAGUUACGAAGACCUUGUAAAUAUAUCCGACAAACAAUGGCGGCCCGACUUUGAUCCCAACGUUCAAAUGGUUUAUCCCCAGGCUUUCAAUAUCUCGAGCACAGUCGACCAACUUCUGCGUAACGAACCCAUCCAGGAGGCACCAAUAAAUGGACCCCGAUUUCGAUAUUUGACUCUCAGCAGGGCUGUAUGUCAUCCGCAAAGUCUUUCCAGCCACCGCUAUAACAUUGUUAUAGUGGUGAAGUCAAACAUAGCCAAUUUUAACCAAAGACAGGAGUUUCGACGAAUCUACAAUGAGUAUACCAACACCGAUGGCAGAGCACUGCUGGGACUACGAGUUGGUCUCGUCUUUUCUGUCGGUAUUCCAAGAAGUCAGCAGAACAACAUCUUCAAGCGUGGUAAACACGAACUUCGUCUGACUAUAAGCGGAGGCAAUUUUCUCAACCCCAAAGAUCUGCAUCGCAUUGCAGUUCAGUUCGAGGAGGAACAGUCAAAAUUCAAUGACCUUAUUGUGGGGGACUACGAGGAUACCUACUUAAAUCUUACUACCAAAACUCACUACUCCUUUACAUGGGCUGCCACAUUUUGUCGACGGAGAAGGCCCACCAUUCUCUUCAUUGACGAUGAUGUGCCUAUUUCAGUGAAGUAUUUGGUUCGAGUUGUACGUACUCUGCCUCGACAAAAUCGUUCAACCUUUUUCCAUGGACGCAUUACUGGCAAUACCCGUACCUUCCGUUUUGAAAACGGAGUCAGCAUACCCAAAUGGAAUGUACUCAAGACAGAGGUUCCAUGGCCAAAGUACCAAACCUACAUCAUGGGUUAUUACAUUCUAGCCAGCUUUGAGCAUGUGGAACGACUAGCUUUGGCGAUGCUCUUCACCCAAAAAUUCCCCGUGGAAGAUGCAUGGAUUGGUGUAGUGGCGUACAAGGUGCAACUACUUAUGCAUCCGGUUCGAGAACUGUUUGAUUGGAACUUAAUUCUGACCAGAAUGGAGCACAACUUAACCGCCAUCUCCCCAUGGGUCUUCAACAUUUCAAAAAUGGCUUGUCGGAGGAGUCUAAUACUGCAGGGAGUUUUGUGCGUUAGUGCUUUCAUCGUACUCAUGGAUACCUUCUUCUCGCCAGCCCACCGUGCUGAUAUGGCUAGUAGAAAUUGGAGUCUUGAAGAGCCCCUUAUUUGGCCCAUGACAGUGAGGCAGUACGGAUCCGGUUAUGAAGUUGUACUGAACUAUCAAGUCAACUCCACUAACGCAACCAGAUUCACAGUGCUGGGCCAGUUUGUCAGUAGGAGGUGGGCAAAAGGCAUGUCUCUGCGAUUUGAGGACUUGAUGCAAAUUCCCGACCACUUAUGGCGCCGUCCUGUACAUCCUCAGGUUUACAAAACCUACCCUCAAGCUAUCAACAUCAGCGACACCGUGGACCGAUUACUGAGAGACAGACCCAUUGAAGAGGCGCCAAUAAACAACGUAGUAUUUCGAUACCUCGUAGUUGGUAAAUCGGUUUGUCAUCCUGACAUUGCAGCAAGCCAAAACUACGAUGUCGUGGUGAUGGUCAAGUCCAGUGUUGCAAACUUCGAGGCACGUGAACACAUUCGGCAGGUGUUUAGAGCCAAUUCCGCACACUGGGAGCGCCUUCACCUGGGUCUACGAUUUGGCUUGGUAUUUUCAAUUGGUCUUCGAAGUAGUCGACAAAACGUCCUCCAGCGCGGUAACACAGCUUUCCAGCUCAAUUCUGAUGAAAAAACUGCAAAUCGUAUUUCUCAUUUGCUGAAAGAAGAGCUGACAAACAAUGAUGAUCUUAUAUUGGGUGAAUACGAGGACAAUUACUUUAAUCUUACACUGAAAAUGCAGUACUCGUACUCGUGGAUCGCCACAUUUUGUCGAAGAAGUCGACCUACUGUCCUAUUCCUGGAUGAUGACGGAGUGUUUGUUGGGAUGGACCUGGCCAAAACUUUGAUUAGGCUACUACCACGAGGAAAGGACCGUUUACUUCACGGAAAAAUAGUUCGUCGAGGACGCGUUUAUCGGUAUGACAGACCUGGUCUUGAAAAAUGGGGCGUUUCAAAGUCGGAGGUGCCAUGGCCCGAGUAUCCGACUUACCCCUAUGGCAUCUAUGUUCUCAUGAGCUACUCAAAUAUCCAACGUUUGGCUUUGGGCAUGUUGUUCACUAAACCCUACCACAUCGAUGAUUCGUGGUUGGGACUAGUUGCAACGAGAAUGGGCAUGCACUUCCGAAACAUCCCGCAUCUCGCCUCCAAAGUUCGACUACUGCGAGCUACAAAGGAUGCCCUUGGACCCAUUGACUGGCAAUGGAGCGCCUAA